AUGUUGGAAGACCAACGGAUCCGUCUUGAACGCACGCAAGAAGAAGAGCGCAAGAAAAUGGAACUGGUGCGGAGUCGAAUUAGGCUACAGGAAGCCGUGGGUUUAACGACUGCGCAGUCGCGUGAUUCAUAUGAAAGAGAACGCCUCGGAUUCAUUGAUGUCAAUGAAGAUAUAGCCAUGGCAAAAGCUAGUUUGGCGGCCUACACCAUGGAUGAAGAUGAGCGGAUGAAACAAAGAGUUCAGGGUGAAAAACUUGGUCAAGAAUUGAGAGAGUUGAAGGAGUUUAGACGAAAAUUGAAGGAACAACAGAUACAAAACUGUCGGAGAUAUCGUGAAGAUGACAGGGCAAGAAAACUUCGUGAAGAUGAAGAAGAAAUGCGCCUCAAAAAAGAAUACGAAUCUCGGGUGGAGUCUGAGCGCCAGGCAAUGCUGGAAGAAUUUGACAACUAUCUAAAUGCUUUGGGUGACUGCAAGUAA
This is a messenger RNA of Echinostoma caproni, 477 nucleotides long. The record is from the annotation of a GenBank genome assembly. NCBI's taxonomy places the organism in Eukaryota, Metazoa, Platyhelminthes, Trematoda, Plagiorchiida, Echinostomatidae.